AUGACGUCCAACUGCACAGCUGCGCCGCAGCGCGCCAACGCGCAGAACAAGGCGAUCAACGGCCCCUGGCCGACCAUCCAGUCCGCCAAGGCGCGUGGGAAGAAGGGAUCGCAACCCCCGGGCGCCACCGCCAGCGACACUGCCGCUGGCACGGAGAGCGUGGCGGGCCCGACGAGUGACACGCCGCCCAAGGAGCAGCGCCUGUCAUACCUGGCCAUCGCCAACGGCACGGCCCCCAAGACCCUGGCCACCAACCCCAAGACUGUCCUUGGCAAGGCCAAGCCUAGCGGAGACACCGCUGAGAUGCGGCCGCCCACGGCCACAAUGGCGUCCCUCGGGACUGGCAACAUGCGCCCUGCUGGCAACAAGCUGCAGGCCGCGGCGGGCGGCACGAAGUCGCUGCCGUCCUGCGCAGGUGGCGCGAUUGGCAGCAUCCACGAGGACAAGGGCAGCACGGAUACCAAGACGGCCGACGCCGAGCCCGAGGGCAAUGCCAAGUGCAAUGAGGGCUCUCUGUCCGAGGCGGCCGGGUCCAGCACGGCGGGGCCAGGCAAGAACUCUGCCGUUAAGGCCGCCAAGAAGGCCGAGAAGAAGCCUGUCGGGGCGGGCAAGGGCGCCAAGGGCGACAAGGGGCCGGCCAAGAAGGAGGGCGGCGCCAAGAGCAAGAGCGACAAGAAGAGGGAGUCAAAGCAGCCUGCAAACAAGACCACCUCAAGCGCUGCUGACAGCGCCGCCUCCACCGCCACGAGCAAGGACGGGGCGCCUGCCAUCAACAACACCCCAGAGGAGGCUCCCGCCAGCACCUGCACCGCCCGGGGCGAGCCCACCGCGCCCGCAUUCAGCCUCAAGAGCGGCAGCGCGGGCGCGUGCCGCUUUGCCGGCGCCAGGAGGGUCGCGGCCGGCAAGCCCCGCCCGGACAAGGGCGCCGCUGGCAGGUGCGAGCACAAGGCGGGCCGUGGCAAGGUUGGCGUCAAGGCGUGCAAGCAGGCCGCGCCGGCCAGCAAGGCGGCCGAGGCCACGGCCCCCCUCACCAACGGCGCCCCCAUUGUGGAAGCCGCUGCCGAGGACGAGGGGAUGGCUGUCAAGGGGACCCUGGAUGAGGUCGAGACGGCCUCCGCCACGCCCGACCAUGUGACUGACAACACCGGCCCCGCCGACACGGCAGGCGAGAGCGCCACCAUUGACGCCGCCACAGAGCCCGCCAACGUCGCCGCCACCGACGCCGCCACCGACGCCGCCACCGACGCCGCCACCGACGCCGCCACCGACGCCGCCACCGACGCCGCCACCGACGCCGCCACCGACGCCGCCACCGACAACGACUGCUGCAAGGGCGCCGCGGCCGCGGCGCCCGAGGGCAAGGCGGCCCCAAUCGACGACAGCGGCAGCAGCGAUGCCGCGGCCGGGGAGGAGGAGACAGUGCCCUACCGCGGAGCGGCCGCCGUCGCCCACCCCAGCUGUGACGCGGCGGACGACGCCGGCUGCUGCGCUGACACCGCCGCCACGGUCCCACUCGACGGCGACGGCUUCAUCACCUGCCCCGCCAGCGUCAAAGACCCGGCUUGCGCACGCGCCUCCAGCUGCGGCGGCGGUGACGGCCCCGGCACGCCCGAUUCCACCUCCGACUCGCGCCGCCCGGGGCCAUUCCGCUGGGGCAGCGGCGCCAGCCGCCUGAGCAGCGCCAGCAGCGGCUUGGGUCGCCGCAGCAGCACCGGCAGCGGGGCGGGUGCCGCCGCCGCCUGCGACAAUGACGGCGUUCCCGUCCCUCUCGCCGCGGGCGGUCGCCUCUCGUCCUGCGCCGGCCAGGUGCCGUGUGUGGAGGCUGCAGCGGCCCUGCCCGCUGCCGCCACGGCAUCUGUACAUCCACAAGAGCUCAAUGUUGCCUCCUGCCUCACCAGCGCUGCGCUCCUGGAAGAUCCAUACACCUUCCAGGAGGACUUGGCCGCCGCCCUGCAGCCCGCCCAGGCCGCGCGCGCCGCCGCCUCUGCUGGUGCCGUCGACUCCGCGGCGAGCCCCGUCGCCGCGGCGUUUGAUGCGCCGAUCAUCGAUGCGCUCGCCGCAACGGUGGUGGACGGCAUCGCCGCCGGCGGCAGCUCCGCCCUGCACAUUGUGGAGGACGCGCGUGUUUGGGGUCGGAGCGUCGGAGAUGUCAUGUUCGUGGUCGCGGCCGCCGCGCCGCAGCUGCUGCAGGCAACGGAGAGCGCCGGAUGCGGCGGCGACGGCGGCGGUGUCGCCCUGCCGUCCUUCCUCCUGCUGACGGCUCUGGCGGGCGCGGCCCCGCCCGCGGACGGCUCUGGUGUCGACGCCGCGGCAGCAGAGCGCCAGGCCCUGGUGCGUUUGCGCAUGCCCGCGGCGCUCAGUGCCGCGGGCCUGACGGCAGCACCCUUUGGCGACGGCGCGGCGACGGCAGGGGCCGUGUCGCGCCGCGUGGGCGCGGUGCUGGGCGCCGCGCAGUCGGCAGCGCUUGCGGCGGGCGCCGCGCCGCCGUGGGCGGGCGCAGAGGCCGCGGCGGACGCGGCGGCGGCGGUUGCUGCGGCCGCCCUGCUGGAUGGCGAUGACGUGGCGGCCCUCUGCGAGGCAACGCAGGGCGCCGCGAGCACGCUGCUGGCCCCCGGUGCGCACCAGGCGCUGCUGCCGGCGCCUGUGAUGGCGCAGCUGUGCCAGGCCUUGGCCACUGUGCACCAGGUGGACAAGGGCCUGGCCAGGCAGCAGGCAGAAGGGAGGGUGCAGCGGCUGCAGCAGCAGCUGGGGGAGAGGGGCGCAGAGGUGCGGCUGCUGGGGGAGAGGGUGGAGGAGCAGGCGCGAGAGAUCGCCGCCCUGAGACAGGAGGCGGCGGCCACGCGUGCCAGGGUGAGGGCGUCGGCCGUGGUUGUCCAAGAUGAGGAGCAGGAGGAGGAGCAGCAGGGCGAGGUGCAGCGGGAAGAAGAGGUGCGGGGAGAGGCGCAGCGCGCCGUGGUGGCUCCAGCGGCGGCUGAGCCGCCUGCGGCAGCCGUUGUCAGGCGGCGUCGCGGCUCAAGGCUGCGCUCGCUGGUGCGCUGGGGUGGCGCGGCGGCUGUGGCGGUUUGCUGCGGCGCAGCGUUUGGGCUGGCCAGGGCGCGGCGGCGCUGA
Monoraphidium neglectum is the source of this 3108-nucleotide messenger RNA. RefSeq lists its product as hypothetical. The record is from RefSeq and is a predicted model, not a curated record. The transcript has 11 exons. Bases 1 to 3108 code for a protein of 1035 amino acids. Lineage: Eukaryota; Viridiplantae; Chlorophyta; Chlorophyceae; Sphaeropleales; Selenastraceae.